ACAGGAAAUUCAAACAGUCGUCACAUACUCACACAAGCGCACAUUGUACACUCACAGAGAGCAGCGGCAUCUUUCUCCUCCAAGGUCACCGAGCCUUGCGGUCCGCGGGCACGCGCAAACGCCACCUUCGUUCCCCUUGAAGUGAGGAGCCAGUGUUGGUCCAGCGAUGCCGCCCCCAGUCACUGGACCCCCGGCCGUGCCCCCGCCAGACGGCGGUUGGGGCUGGGCCGUGGUGUUGGCGUCGUUCAUCUCCAUCGGCUUCUCGUAUGCCUUCCCCAAAGCCAUCACCGUCUUCUUCAAGGACAUCCAGAUCAUCUUCGGUGCCUCGUACAGUGAAAUCGCGUGGAUCUCCUCCAUCAUGCUCGCCGUCAUGUACGCCGCAGGUCCCAUCAGCAGCAUUCUGGUGAACACUUACGGCUGCAGACCAAUCGUCAUGGUCGGGGGCUGCCUGUGUGCAGUCGGCAUGACCCUGGCUUCGUUCUGCACCAGCGUGGUGCAGCUUUACCUCUGCAUCGGCGUUAUUGGUGGAUUUGGAUUGGCAUUUAACCUGCAGCCAGCUCUAACCAUGAUUGGCAAAUACUUCUAUAAGAAGCGUCCGAUUGCCAACGGGCUGGCCAUGGCCGGAAGCCCGGUGUUCCUCAGCUCCUUGGCCCCGCUCAACCAGUACCUUUUCAACCAUUUCGGCUGGAGUGGGAGCUUCCUCAUCCUGGGCGGCCUCCUGCUGAACUGCUGCGUAGCCGGCUCGCUCAUGAGGCCCCUGGGACCGCCGCCCUCCAAGAUGAAAAAGGAGGAAGUGGUGAGCGCGAAGGAAAAGCGCACGGCAUGGCAAAUGGUCAACAAGUACCUGGACUUGUCACUCUUCAAACACCGCGGUUUCCUUAUCUACCUAUCCGGGAACGUCAUCAUGUUCCUCGGCUUCUUCGCGCCGAUUGUGUUCCUCGCGGCCUAUGCCAAAGACAUGGGGGUGGAUGAGUACUCCGCCGCCUUCCUCCUCUCCAUUCUGGCUUUUGUGGAUAUGGUCGCCAGACCCUCGAUGGGCCUCCUGGCUAACACGCGCUGGGUCAGGCCCAAGAUUCAGUAUUUCUUCAGCUUCGCCGUGCUGUACAACGGCGUGUGCCACAUCCUCUGCCCUCUUGCCAACUCCUACACCGGCCUUGUGGUGUACGCCAUGUUCUUCGGCCUUGCGUUUGGUAUGGUCAGCUCGGUGCUCUUCGAGAGUCUCGUGGACCUGGUCGGGGCGCCGAGGUUCUCCAGCGCGGUCGGACUCACCACCAUUGUGGAGUGCUGCCCAGUCCUCCUCGGGCCACCAAUAGCAGGGAAGCUGGUAGAUGUCACCAACAAUUACAAGAUCAUGUAUUUCUGCUGUGGCGCCGUCGUGAUCGUGGCGAGCAUUUGGCUCUUCAUUGGCAACUUCAUCAACUACAGGCUCCUGGAGCGCGAGCGCAAACUUGAGGAGUACAAGCCUGCCGGGCCGGAGGAUCCCGACCAGCUCCGGAAGCAGACAGAAGCCGAGAACCUGGCCUCGGGGGACACCAAAGAGUCAGAUGAAGAGAAGGGCCAGGAGCCUCUGCAGCGGGAGACCAACAUGUAAGACUAUUUUUUCUCUAAGCUUCCUAAUGUUGUCGGCAAAGAUCAAACUGAUCUUCAAGCCGAGAGAGUGCCUCGCGGUCUGCCACCUGGCUCUAUUCAGGGUCCUCUACAACGCCUCCAAACUGCCAAACCAACAAGUGCGCAGAACAAUGUGUAAGAUACUUCAUGUAUGUAAAAAGACUCACAUCGGAUUCGAUAUAUAUAUAUAUAUCAGACGAAAAAAUGUCAAAAAUGUCACACAUCAAUCAUAAAAAGUGGAAAUCUGACAAAUGAGCAUGAAAAUGCCAAGUUGUCGCUCUUCACAUGUCUUCCAAUGUAAUCCAAACAUAGAGUGUGUUGCACUUUUCCAUAGAAAACCAACUCCUCAAAGAUCCAACAUUUGGUAAAUGAGGAAGGCAUAAAACUGUGUUGCAAAUGGCCGACGUCUGUCCCUGAUUAUGUCUUGAAGUCGUGCUCAUCUAAAGGCGGACGACCUUUAAAGCUUUAAAACGCCUCAGACUGGUUGUCCAUGAUGACGACAGCUGGCAAGCCCUAAAAUGUAGAAGAGCAGGAAAGUGAAUGCAAGCUCUCCUCAUUGUUCAAUAUGACUGGCACCCUCAACAUCCUCCUCUGGCGCCCUCUAGAGAACCCUUGGGCAUAACAAUCCUUCCGGUAGGCUGCUUCGAUUGUAUAAUCUAGCUGCACUUAUUCCAGAAGAAACGUAUGAACGAAUGUACUCUCUUUUGUGGGCCUUAUUAGUAAGGUAAUAAUGACCAAAACCAUAUGCAUAACACUGAACAAUAUACACUGAGUGGACACUUCAUUAGGCACUCCCCAGAGAUCUAGUAUCAAGAAUUCUGAUUAUUCUCCCACUUUGAGUUGGAUCACAUUUAUUUUUUUCCUUUUGCCUAAUGAAGUGCACAGUUUAAUAAAAAAAACAACAACAAAAAAAGCCUUAAAUAUAAUUGAAGGAAUGAGGCGGGUAGUGUAAAGUUAUUGUUUCUGAAGUCAUUAACGCUUAUACCUGAAAUUCAGUUCCUUUCUCUUUGGUCCUACAAAUGUAGCCAUGUUGUUUUUGGGGGGAAAAAUAAAAAUCCCACUCUUUUAUUGAAAUUUGUGCUGUUGAUGCAUUUCCCUCAAAGCCAGUAGUGCUAUUGUUGACCAAAUACCGUCCAUGUAUUAGUCAUUUCCCAAAGCAUUUGUGUUAAUAACAAUAUUGCUACUGAAAGUAGGUUUGUGUGUCAAUAUAAAGCAGCUGCUACACAUGUAUUUGAAAAAAACAACAACUGAAAUUUCUAAGUUGAAUGGAGGACUUUUUUUUUUUCAUUGUGUUCCCUUUGAGAUUCACCCCAAAACAGAGCCAGUAUAUAUAAUUCUAUAUUUUCCAGCUUUUCAGUGUUACACAUUAUUUUUAUAUGUUAGCAAAGUCCACCUUCACGGUGCUUUGUAUGACUUGAAAUGUUUUCUCGUGUAAUCUAUGAAAAUCACUAUGCAAACUAUUAUUUCAUGAGUAUUUUCAAGGGGAAAUGAGCUGUACAAUCACAAUUUCACCUUGUAACACUUCCCCCUGCUGUUGUGUGGAGUUAUUAUGAGGAUUAUUUCUCCAUUUUGAAAAAACUUCUUGAUGCUGUGAUUCGCUUGAAAACAAGUUGCUGCUGCAGAUAAAGACGUUCUCCUCUUAUUCCUCAUUGUCCAGCGAUCUAAGUCAUACAUUUCUUUGUAUUUGAGCUCGCAUAUUUAUUCUCUGAAUAAAAAACUUUAAAAAAAACAACAACAAAAAAAAAAACAUGUUAUAAUGUUAGUAGAAACCGACUUAGAAUCUAUCAACUGGAUAUGUUUGAUGCUUUUUUGUUUUGUUUUGUUAUUUUGGGUGAAUUAGCAGGAUCAAAAAUAAGAUCACAAGAGCCCAGAUCUUGGGGGAUGAUUGUGAAAAAACUAGUUUGCUACUGGGAGGUUCUCACUUGACUCUCUGGUGCCUUAUUAUAUUACCAUCAGCUUCACACGCACUUGUGUUGAUCAGAUGUUGAGCUUUCGUGUGCAUUUUGGAUUAGGCUCCUCAUUUGAGUUUCCGUGUGUAAAUGGCCAACACCGAAGCUUUUCAAGUCGUGUUCAUAAUGUCCGACCGGUAGCAGACACAUUGUAUUACCUCCACUCGUCUUUUUGUUGUUGUU
This is a messenger RNA of Phycodurus eques (leafy seadragon), 3740 nucleotides long. RefSeq lists its product as uncharacterized. The record is from RefSeq and is a predicted model, not a curated record. The coding region runs from base 167 to 1591 and encodes 474 amino acids. The transcript has 5 exons. Gene Ontology annotation, biological process: transmembrane transport; monocarboxylic acid transport. Gene Ontology annotation, molecular function: monocarboxylic acid transmembrane transporter activity. NCBI's taxonomy places the organism in Eukaryota, Metazoa, Chordata, Actinopteri, Syngnathiformes, Syngnathidae. Gene Ontology annotation, cellular component: membrane.